Otolemur garnettii (small-eared galago) is the source of this 657-nucleotide messenger RNA. It is a transcript of the gene CCL27, whose product is annotated as C-C motif chemokine ligand 27. The record is from RefSeq and is a predicted model, not a curated record. The transcript has 3 exons. Bases 271 to 627 code for a protein of 118 amino acids. Gene Ontology annotation, molecular function: chemokine activity. Lineage: Eukaryota; Metazoa; Chordata; Mammalia; Primates; Galagidae. Gene Ontology annotation, cellular component: extracellular region. Gene Ontology annotation, biological process: immune response; positive regulation of T cell chemotaxis.
UACUUGAGUGCCCUUUAGUCACUGUAUCAUAUGUUCCCCCAUCAUGCAAUAACCCUUUCCCCAGUUUCUCUGCUGAGGGUUUAGGAGCCCAUGGAAAAUGGCAGGUCUGGAAGAGGAAGGGGUCCAUGGCAACAAGUCAAGAAUUAGGGCCCUAGAGGAGAUAAGGUGUGAUGUAUUCAUCACACCUCCCUCUGACUCAUGUGGUGCACAUAAAAGACACCCAAAUCAAAGGUAGAGGAGGAGGAGAAGGAAGUUUCCAGGCUGAGCAGCAUGAAGCCCUCACCCAUCAGCAGCCUCCUUCUGCUACUGUUGCUCCUAAUCCCAAACUCUGGAGCAGCAUUGCUAAUACCAGCCAGCGCUACCUGCUGUACUCAGCUCUACCGACACCAACUCUCAAACAAGCUACUGAGGAAGGUCAUCCGAGUGGAACUUCAGGAGGCUGAUGGGGACUGUUAUCUCCAGGCUUUUGUGCUUCACCUGGCUCGACGCAGCAUAUGCAUCCACCCCCAGAACCACAGCCUCGCUCAGUGGUUUAAGCAACAAGGGAGAAGGCUCCAGGGAACCCUACCCAACCUGAAUUUGGAGCUGCUAGGGAAGAUGGGCCAGAGCCCCCAACAGCCGAAAUAAUAAAGCAGCAUUGAACAAAUAAUCUGAGUG